AUGGUGCGAUUUUGGAAUUGCGCCAUCGCGGGAUGCCCAAACGCUGCGGCCAUCGACAUCGGCGAUUGCGAGCGAUGCGAGUCCAUGUAUUGCGCAACGCACAUUAGGUCUGUGUUGCAUAUAUGUGAGAAGGAACCCCUCGAUGACGAGGCCUGGUUGGCAGCCCAGACGGCAGAGUUGGUCGCCCUCAACCAGAAGACGAACCACGCGGCCAUUCUACGGCGCGCAAAAGAGCUUUCUGGCGGCCUAGAAUGUCGUCUAGAUGACGAAGAUCUUCUGGGACGUCGUCAAAUGGGCGGCAUGCAUAUCCACCUUCAGCUUAUAUUUGAAAAUGGGACCGUCUGGCUGGUCAGAAUCCUCCGAGAGAAGCACACGUCCUUCGAUGACGAACUCAGUAAUCAGAUCUUGCUCAGUGAGUGUGCGACACUCUGGUGGUUGGAGUCUGUUGACGUGCCGACACCACGACUUCACGGGUAUGGGCUGCGUGGCGAUCCGCGUAACGAAGUAGGUGUCGCCUACAUGAUCAUCGACAAGCUGCCCGGCCGACCUUUCAACUCGUCGGAAGCCUCAGAGAGACAAAGGUCAAAGGUGCUGGGCCAAUGGGCUGACGUCCUCUGCAUUUUGGGCAAGCAUCCUCUCGACAAGAUCGGAUCGCUGAUGUUUGACGCCGACGGGGCAGUCGAAGUAGGCCCUAUUGCGAGUGAUAGGACGGGAACGUUGCCUUGCAUAGGCCCCUUUGAAGAUGCGAAAGACUUUCAUAGCACCUGGGCCGAAACGUAUCUCGAACUCAUCGCCGAUGGCCAACUCUUUUCCCCGUAUUCGAUCGAUGCGUACCUAAUGUUCAAAUUCCUGGCGGAGCAGGCCAAGGCAGGUCCUUGGCUCAAAAAAUGGCAAGGCCUCAAUUUGGGGCCUUUUUUCCUAAAACAUGUGGACGACAAGGGAGACCACAUUCUUAUAGACGAUGACUUUCGAAUCACCGGCAUUAUCGACUGGAGUUUCGCGAGGGCAGUCCCAGCAUACGAAGCUUUUGGCCCUUCACUUGUGUCUGCGGACACCACCAAUCUCUUCACCGGAAGACCGGGGCUGAGUGAAGAGGAUGGAGUCUUGGGCCGAGAGUUGCAGCGUCGUGGGGCACCGCACUGCUACUUUGAAUCGGAUGAGAUGCGACGAUUCCUCUUCGGUCCAGGGAUGGGAUUGGACCUCACAAAAGAUGAGGCUAUUGACGUCUUCCGAGGCCUUGUGGCUACCUUCGACGGCGCCACGCCCGACUGGCAAGAAUGGCGGCGAGCCAGCCUAAUUAAGUGGGAAAACGAUGCUCGACUGGUCGCUCUUUGCCAGGCGUCGCUGGGGGCCAUGCCGCUCGGCGCACCGAUUCAUGCGGUGUCUACACCAGAAGUUCCUCGUUUCGAAACUUGCUCGUGGUCGAACUGUGGCCGCCCAAGCGUCCGCGGCCGAAGCUGCCAAACCUGUAUGAGACAUCUAUGCGCUGUCCAUAUUCUCCCUCGGCAUCACAAAUGCCCGUCCACUGCCUUCGUUGAUGAUACCACCUGGGAGAUGAGUAUCAAUAGUGAAGUCGAGGCACUUCUUACCCAAGUGGAUGUCCCCGAGCUUGUCCGCGUGGCCAGUUCACUCCGCAACGGGAAGCCCUGUAAGUUCUACCCCGGGAAGCACCUGGGAAGCGGCGCCAUGAUGGGCUGCGCAAAUUAUCACUGCUGGAUUGUCUUCGACGAUGGAGUUAAGUGGCUUGCUCGAAUCCCUCGGACUACGGCUUUUAGCGACAUUCCCCCAGAUCUCGUCGACUACCUAGUCGAGAGCGAGUACGCAACCCUCAAGUUCUUAGAGCACCUCGGCGUGCCUGCUCCUAAAGCCCACGGAUUUGGGCUUUCUUCUGACCCCGGAAACUUGGUUGGGAUAGGCUACAUACUCGAGGACGCCAUGCCGGGGCGGCCCUUCUACGCUGAUCAGGCAACGGCUGAACAGAAGUCGCAUGUUUACAACCAAUACGCCGAAAUCCUCAUCGCCAUCAGCCGCCUCUCCAGAGAACAAGCUUGCUCCCUUCUUACACAUGGCGAGGAGACCAGAGAGGGCGCUAUCGCGAGCAAUCGGUUCCUGUCACUUGGGAAACACGGGCCCUUCGCCGAUCCCCUCGAAUACUUUACUUCCAUCGCCGACCUUCACCUUGAUUUAAUCGCCGAUGGGCAACUCUAUCCGGAAUACCCUAAGGAGGCAUACCUCUUUUACAGACUGCUCAGAGACCGGGCUGCUCCGACCCUAGCCGCGGCUACUGCGUCCACUGGUGGGUUCUUUCUCAAGCACGUUGACGAUAAGGGGGAUCAUUUACUAGUUGACGAGAACUACAACAUCACCGCCGUUAUCGACUGGCAAUUUGCGCGAUUCGUCCCGGCGUGCGAGGCCUUUGGCCCUUCUCUCUUCACUGCCGAUCUGAGCAAUCUGUAUAGUCCUCUUGCGGAACUCAGCGCGGACGAUAGACUUUUAGCAGAGAGUCUGAGGCGGAGGGGGAGGGAGGACAUUGCGGAGUUUGCCAGCGAAAGCGAACUUGCUAGGCGGUUUCACUUUGGACUUGCUUCCGGACUUUCGAGGAGCGAAGCUCUGGGAAUGAUCAGGGCCGUGCUCUCUUUGCUUGACGGCGAGGCGUCUGAGGAGGGACUGAGGGAGUGGAUAGAGAAGGAGUGGGGUCAAGCGGCCGGUGAUCCACGGCGUGAGAAAGUUGAGAAAUUGAUGGCGGAACUCGAGAAGGAAAGAUUGGAAGAUAAUACAGGGUAG
This is a messenger RNA of Durotheca rogersii, 2784 nucleotides long. RefSeq lists its product as uncharacterized. The coding region runs from base 1 to 2784 and encodes 927 amino acids. The transcript has 3 exons. The record is from RefSeq and is a predicted model, not a curated record. NCBI's taxonomy places the organism in Eukaryota, Fungi, Ascomycota, Sordariomycetes, Xylariales, Xylariaceae.